Messenger RNA from Striga asiatica, 4043 nucleotides. Lineage: Eukaryota; Viridiplantae; Streptophyta; Magnoliopsida; Lamiales; Orobanchaceae. The record is from the annotation of a GenBank genome assembly.
GAGUACAGCGAUGUUUCUGCCUAUCGAUUAUCUUUGUCGGAGGACACCAAAGCAAUAAAUCAGCUGAAUUUGCUUAUACGAGAGGGGAAGGAAAUGGGUUCGGUGCUCUAUACAUAUCGAAGUUGUGUAAAAGCACUUCCUCAGCUUCCAGAUUCUAUGAAACAUAGUCAGGCUGAUUUGUACCUGGAAACUUACCAAGUUUUAGACCUGGAGAUGAGCCGUUUGCGUGAAAUCCAGCGUUGGCAAGUAUCAGCCGCAUCAAAACUAGCAGCCGACAUGCAACGGUUUUCAAGGCCAGAGAGACGCAUCAACGGUCCUACUAUAACACAUCUCUGGUCCAUGCUGAAGUUACUAGACGUGUUGGUCCAACUUGACCAUCUCAAAAAUGCAAAGGCUAGCAUUCCUAAUGAUUUUUCGUGGUACAAGAGGACAUUCACACAAGUCAGCGUGCAGUGGCAAGAUACUGAUACAAUGAGGGAGGAGCUUGACGAUUUACAGAUCUUUCUGAGCACGAGGUGGGCAAUUUUAUUGAAUUUGCACGUCGAAAUGUUCCGUGUCAACAAUGUUGAUGACAUACUUCAAGUUCUUAUAGUUUUUGCUGUUGAAUCCCUGGAGUUGAAUUUCGCCCUUCUCUAUCCAGAGCGCCACAUUCUUCUUCGUGUCUUGCCUGUUCUUGUUGUCUUGGCAGCGUCAUCUGAAAAAGAUAGUGAGUCCCUGUACAAGAGAGUGAAAAUCAACCGACUGAUCAAUAUAUUUAAGAACGAUCCAGUUAUCCCUGCGUUUCCAGAUCUUCACCUUUCUCCUGCUGCAAUAUUGAAAGAGUUAUCGAUGUACUUCCCUAAAUUUUCCGCUCAGACUCGUCUUCUUGCUAUUCCUUCACCUCAUGAGCUUCCACCUCGCGAGGCACAAGAUUAUCAUCGCCAUUAUCUGAUCAUCAACCAUAUUGGGGCAAUUCGUGCUGAACAUGAUGAUUUCACCAUUCGCUUUGCGUCUGCCAUGAAUCAGCUUGCAUUAAUGAGAUCAAUGGAUGGUGCAGAUGUGGAGUGGGCGAAGGAAGUUAAAGGAAUUGUCUAUGAUAUGGUUGUUGAAGGCUUUCAGCUCCUAAGUAGAUGGACUGCACGUAUUUGGGAGCAGUGUGCAUGGAAAUUUUCACGACCAUGCAAGGAUCCGAUUUCAGCCGACUCACGUCCAAUAGCGUCUUUAUCUGAUUAUGAGAAGGUUGUACGGUAUAAUUAUAGUGCCGAGGAAAGAAAAGCAAUGGUAGAACUUGUAGGAUACAUCAAGGGUAUUGGGUCAUUAAUGCAAAAGUCCGACACAUUGGUGGCAGAUGCCUUGUGGGAAACCGUUCAUGCUGAGGUCCAAGAUUUUGUACAGAAUAUACUGGCCACUAUGCUCCGAAGCACCUUCCGCAAGAAAAAAGAUAUUUCAAGGAUUCUUUCAGAUAUGCGAACACUUUCAGCCGACUGGAUGGCAAACACAAGCCGGCCCGAUUCUGAAAUGCAACAUGGAGGUGAAGAAGGUCGUGGGACCUACUUUUAUCCAAGACCUGUAGCACCCGCAGCUGCACAGAUCCAUUGCUUGCAAUUUUUGAUAUAUGAGGUGGUAUCAGGGGGGAACUUGAGGAAGCCCGGUGGCCUUUUUGGUAAUACUGGAUCUGAAAUCCCUGUAAAUGAUUUAAAACAGCUGGAAACCUUCUUCUACAAGCUUGGAUUUUUCUUGCAUGUAUUAGACUACUCAGUGACAGUGGCAAACUUGACAGAUCUUGGUUUUCUGUGGUUCAGGGAAUUUUAUUUGGAAUCUUCUCGUGUUAUCCAGUUUCCUGUUGAGUGCUCCCUUCCAUGGAUGCUGGUGGAUCAUGUGUUAGAGUCUCAAAAUACGGGUCUUCUUGAAAGUGUCUUGAUGCCCUUUGACAUUUACAAUGAUGCCGCACAACAGGCGCUUGUGAUCCUCAAGCAACGAUUUCUUUAUGAUGAAGUUGAAGCUGAGGUGGACAAUUGCUUUGACUUAUUUAUAUCAAAAUUGAGCGACGCCAUUUUUACAUACUACAAGAGUUGGGCUGCAAGUGAACUGCUGGAUCCGUCAUUCCUUUUCGCCUUAGACAUUGGUGAGAAAUUUUCAAUCCAACCUAUAAGAUUCACUGCACUAUUAAAGAUGACUAGAGUGAAGUUGCUGGGAAGGACUAUCAACUUGAGAAGUUUAAUCACUGAGAGGAUGAACAAAGUAUUCCGGGAGAACAUUGAGUUUUUGUUCGAUAGAUUUGAGUCCCAGGAUAUAUGUGCUAUUGUGGAAUUGGAAAAGCUCGUUGAAGUUUUACAACUUGCUCACGAGUUACUAUCGAAGGAUCUGACUCUUGAUUCUUUUGUUCUCAUGUUAAGUGAGAUGCAAGAGAAUGUAUCUCUCAUUUCUUAUUCCAGCAGACUUGCUUCUCAGAUUUGGACAGAGAUGCAAAAUGACUUCUUACCGAACUUCAUCCUCUGCAAUACAACUCAGCGUUUUGUGAGAUCGUCAAAAGUGCCACCUGUUCCUGCUCAGAAGCCUUCGGUCCCACAAGCAAAGCCAAACUUCUAUUGUGGUAAUCAAGAUCUGAAUUCUGCAUACCAAAGCUACGCCCGAUUGCACAGUGGGUUUUUUGGGUUGCCUCAUAUGUACUCCAUUGUCAAACUUUUGGGGUCGAGAUCAUUACCGUGGCUUAUCAGGGCCCUCUUAGACCAUGUAUCAAAUAAGGUUACAACCAUCGAGCCAAUGAUCACCGGUCUCCAAGAGGCCUUGCCCAAAUCUAUAGGAUUACUUGCUUUUGAUGGUGGUGUUGCAGGUUGUGUAAGGACAGUUCAAGAACAUCUCAAUUGCUGGCAGUCAAAAUCCGAACUGAAAAUCGAAGCUCUUCAUGGGAUAAAGGAAAUCGGAAGUGUCUUGUACUGGAUGAGUCUGCUUGAUAUUGUUUUGAGAGAAGUUGACACUAGCCAAUUCAUGCAAACUGCUCCUUGGCUGGGCCUAACUCCUGGUGCAGAUGGACAGAUCAUAAAAAACCAGGACAGUGAAGACAGCCCAAUCAUCAGCCUAUUUAAAUCAUUAGCCUCUGCUAGUGCUUCGAACCCCAACUUCCCGAAUCCAUCGUCACUUCGCGUCCUGUCCAGACAAGCAGAAGCUGCUGAUCUCCUUUACAAAUCCAACAUUAACGCCGGAAGUGUGCUGGAAUAUUCGCUUGCUUUUACAAGUGCUGCUUUGGACAAAUACUGCAGUAAGUGGAGCGUGAUCCCCAAAACAGGGUUUUUGGACAUUACAACUUCCAAGGACUUCUAUCGGAUAUAUAGUGGCCUCCAAAUUGAGUACCUAGAGGAAGCCGUUCAUGUACAACCAAGCCAUUACGGGAUGUUGGGUGAUUCAGUUGCUUGGGGAGGUUGUACAAUUAUGUAUUUACUCGGCCAACAAUUGCAUUUCGAAUUAUUCGAUUUUUCAUACCAAGUCCUCAAUGUUGCCGAGGUUGAGGGUGCAGGCACAUCAUCACCAGCCCAUAAGAAUUCUCACACUUCAGUGGGCUUGGAGAGCCUACUCGAAGCCAUGAAGAAAGCUCGGAGGCUAAAUAAUCACGUUUUCUCCAUGUUAAAAGCUCGUUGCCCAUUGGAAGACAAGCAAGCUUGCGCCAUUAAACAAAGUGGUGCACCGCUGCAUAGAAUCAAGUUUGAGAAUACAGUCUCUGCCUUUGAAACACUGCCACAAAAGGAGGCCGGAGUUUAGCAAAGCAUAUCAGAUGCUCGAAAACUCGAGUUGGCUUUGUCUUGUUGAUCCUCCUUGUAGUUUUUUUUUUUUCACUUGUUAAAGUGUUAAAGUGUGAUUUGGCACACUUGACUUAGAGUAUGUAUGAUGGUAUCAGACUAUAAAGCGUGUUGAUAAUACUAUUGAAUUUUGGAAUCAUAUUUGAUCGAAUGUUGGGAGUUUGGUUGGGUGAUUUGACUUAUUGAGAUAGGUCAAUUACAAAAGAAAAUCCAAUGUUUUUAUAAUGAAGACUGAUGAGCAGAUGAGGGAGAGGUUAACUAUCAUGAGGA